AUGGCGUCACUCGGCGGUAACGAGUGGAGCGCUAUCUGCGACAAAUUCACCAACGCCCAAAACCUUACGGAGGUAGAAUCACGAAACGACCCCGAAAAUGACCCGUUCCGCUCCAAAUACAAGGCCAGGGAGCUCCUCAGAGAGAUAUUCUGCUCGCUUAAAUGUUUGGAAGCUGGCGAAGGUGAGGAGGAGAGCGGUGGGGAGAGCGGCGACCAGCGGCCGACAGAGCCGCCGGUGGACGGACAGAGGGAGGACUUGUUCGGUCAGGGCUUAAGCUGCGACUCGCCAGCCGGGAUGCGGGCCGCUAAACUCGGGGCUGUGGACUACUAUCUGGGCGUCAACCACGUCGACACAGAGGAGCUGUCAGCCGGACAGGAGCAUCUGAUGAACUGCAUGAAACUGCUGGAGAGAUGCAGAGUGUCAUCCGAGAAUGUGUCGCUGUUUAUCCAUGUCAGGAACCAGUUGGGAAUCCUUUGGGCAGGCCGGGAUGAGACGGAGACGGCUCAGGGUUUCCUUGAAACAGCAGAGUUCAUCUACCAACGUUAUAUGAAGGAGGAUGGGAGUCCCCCCACUGAUAUGACAGAGUACUUUACUACCGAGGAGAACCUGCUGACACAUCAGGAAAGGACCAAGAGGUUUGAGUUGGCCUACACCCAUACCAUGUACUACCUUGCUCAAGUCUAUCAAAACCUUGGUCAAACUGAGCGUGCUGCCACCUAUUGUCACAGUACCCUGCAGAGACAGUUACAGUUAAAUCAGUUCAAUCCAAUGGAGUGGGCACUGAACGCUGCUACACUAUCACAGUAUUACAUCACAAAGGGUCGAUACAUGGAAGGCAGACAUUGCCUCUCAGCAGCUACCGUCAUAUCAGGCUUGGCAGGAGAGGUUCCUUCUGAAGCUGCAGCACAGGAAAGUGAGACAGAGAGUGACCGUAGGGAACAGCUCAGACAAAAGAGAGCAGAGAUCGCGAGAUGUUGGAUCAAAUACUGUCUCAACCUCCUGCAGGAUGCUAAGAAGCUGCUAGAGGACAACAUUGGGGAGCUGGAUACUGAUCAUCAAGAAGAGUUGAAGAGAGCAAGAAGACGUGAGGAGGAGGAGGAAGAGAAGGGCAGGAAGAGCGCUCUGCUGUUUGGCUCUGAAGACACCUUUGAUUCCAUUGCUAGCCUGGAAGAGAAGGUGUGCUGUUUGUUCCCAUUGGACUUCACUGAGUCCAGAGCUGUAUUUCUAGUGGGACAGAAUUAUGUCACACAGGCUAAGGAGUACUUUCAAAUGGAUGGAUAUGUGACAGACCACAUAGAGAUCCUGCAGGAUCAUAGUGCUCUGUUCAGGGCCCUGGCUUUCUUUGAAGAGGAUCUGGAGCGGCGCUGCAAAAUGCACAAACGAAGAGUUGACAUGCUAGAGCCAAUCUGUAAUGACUUGAAUGCCCAGUACUACCUAUUGAUCCGCAGACAGUUGAUGUUUGAGUUGGCAGAGAUCUACAAUGAAAUGAUGGACCUGAAACUGACACUGGCCAACAGACAAGCAGACUCACAGUCGCUAGAUAACCAUACGAUUAAGAAAUUCAACCACCUCUGCUCUGCCUCUGCCAAGUACUUCCAGAUGUUCCUAGACUCUCUGUGUUCUCCAGAGGGGAAGUUUCCGGAGCACCUGGAAGAGGAGGUGCUCAGGCCCGCUCUGGUGGCCCGCUUCAGAGUAGCCCGACUGCACAGCAGGCUGAUCAGCUCUUCACCCCCUGUUCAGCUGGACAACCUCAACAAAUCUCUGGAAAACUACAAAUACGUGGUGCAGUAUUGUGAGGCCCACCCUGAGGCAGCAGCCUCUGUGGAGACGGAGCUGGAGCUGAGUAAGGAGAUGGUUGGCCUGCUCCCUCUCAAAAUCAACCGCCUCAAAGCGAGGAUGGCUGCAAACAACUGAAGGUCGCCACUGUUCACUGACUGACUUGUUGUUGGUUGAUUUGAUAAAUCCAUCCAGUUGAGACAGUUAGUCAAAGUUUAACACCUUAUAGUCAAUGGACACUCCCAACAAUUAGAGAAACUGGAUGGCAGAUUAACUGACUUUGUGGCUUACUGUAUUUGUAUUGGUGAUGGCCUCUUGUUUUUUGCAGUGGACAUCCUGCCUUCAUAAGACUGUUGAACACAUUACACGCUAAUUUGCUUUCUUCUGUGUAGUCAAAUGUGUGGUCAAUUUACUUUUAAUUCAGAUAGCACAGAAAGUAUAUUCAAAAUCAAUAUGACAAUGUUUUUUUCAUUGUACUAAAACAAAACAGAGAAUGGCCGGUGAUAUCUUUAUGUUUUCAACACCAGUGAAAAUUGAUUUAGACACUACUGUGGUUGAUCCCCAAACAAAGGGGUGUAAAAUAAAUGAAUAAAUAGGUCAUUUGUAGGUUUCAUUGCUAAAAUGUCAGAUGCUGCCUUUGAAAAUUUAAAAAAGCUGCUUUUUCAUCCUUAUGGCUCAUAUGUACAUGAAAGAUUUUUAUUUAUUUUGUUUUUUUAAAUUUUAUUUUACUGUUUAGAUGUCCUCUCUGACCCUACUCUGAUUCAUACUUGUAUUUUUUUAUUGUUAAUCAUAUUGGUUUUCAUUUAAUGUGUCUUUAUUUUCCUCAGCACACCAAAAUGUUGUUUCUUCAGCUACUUUGGCUCUGAUAGUAAAACAUAUGUUAAAGCCUCCUGUAACCAGCGUUACUAUAGACAUGCUAAUAACAACAGACAGCCAGAGGUUUAUUAGAAGUCAUAAUUUGCAUGAUGCCAGCUUCAUCCAGUUGAACCUGUGUGCUUUCUUCAUGUCUCUGAGGAAUCACACUGUCUUCCUGUUUUAUGUACAGUACGUGCUUUAUGUAAUGAUAUUAAACCAGUGAAGUAAAACACACUUCUGUCACAGUA
This is a messenger RNA of Xiphias gladius (swordfish), 2879 nucleotides long. Its product is annotated as kinesin family binding protein. The record is from RefSeq and is a predicted model, not a curated record. The transcript is spliced from 13 exons. Bases 1 to 1914 code for a protein of 637 amino acids. Lineage: Eukaryota; Metazoa; Chordata; Actinopteri; Istiophoriformes; Xiphiidae. Gene Ontology annotation, molecular function: protein binding.